AUGUCAGCCAUCAAAUUUAAUUAUUGGAAUUUGAUCGCUAUCGCCUGCCGUACGCAGUCCCACGAAAACGGCCGGGAAACUCUAAACAAUGACGGCGACAACGACAAUUCGGCCAUCGGAAGACCCGUUCCUGCAUUGACCAGUGACGGCGAUUGUCUGAUUCUCGGCGAGCCAUGCUCAGAAUCGUCUAUCAAAAAGAGCGCAUGGGGUGAGCCAGGGGUAAGCCGGGCUUUGCAUCUUUUAAUAACGAUGAGCCCCUCUGAUCCGGAUAUCCUGAUUGGCAUUAUCGUUCCCCUCCAGAAUCUCUUGGUCGCGACCAUUUCUGUCUGCGCUCCUCUUCGGCAAUGUCGGUGA
Molecule: messenger RNA, 354 nt
Organism: Monascus purpureus
Lineage: Eukaryota; Fungi; Ascomycota; Eurotiomycetes; Eurotiales; Aspergillaceae
Source: the annotation of a GenBank genome assembly